AUGGAAUGGUCCCUCUCCAUUUUGAAAGACGAGGUGGGCCAACGUCUGCAGCUUCGGGAGGUCGCUCUCAGCAGCGGCCCAGUUCCAGACAUCCGGCGGCCGAGUUUCGGCGAAGACCCAGCUGUGGCGGCAGUGGCCCUCAUGGACAGUGGAGAGGUCUUUGCGUCACAGGCCUGGUACGAUGAGGGCCAAGACGGCACGAUGGUGUGUCCAGAUUGGCGUCUUGUGCCCAGCUUGCAAAGCGUUCUGGUGGUCUCUGUUGCUUGCGGCGGUGGCUAUGCUAUGGCGCUCACCGCUGGCGGCGGACUGAUGGCUUGGGGUUCCUCCCUUUGUGGUGCCAUGGGCCUUGGCGCUGCCUCCCACGUCUCUGAGCCGACCUUGGUUCAGGGCGAGCUGGCACGCUGCCGUGUGGCCGUGGUUGCAUGCGGAGAGUCGCACACAGUGGCAGCGACGUUUGAUGAGGAGGAACGGCUUGGCAGUGUUUAUUCUUGGGGCCUUCCAACGGACGGCCGUUUGGGGUAUCUGGAUGAGGAGGCUCAUGCACAGCGCUCGCCUCGCGUCGUCCCAUGGCUCGAGGAGCUGUCGCAGCGGACGUUCAAAGGCACUCCGAAGCGAUCUUCCUUGAGGCUUCCACAGCGUAUCACCCAAGUAGCCUGCGGCACGCGGCAUAGCGUCCUCAUUUGUCAGGGCACGAUUGUGUGCUUCGGAGGAGAUGACUAUGGCCAGCUUGGCCGAUCCAAAGAUGAUCUAUGGCCUUCAAGGCCCGGACAGACAUUGCCGCCCUUCGUCCAUUUCCCGAUGCUCGAGGACCCCAAGCGCGUGGGAACGCAGGAGGAAGCUCGACGCCUUUGCUGCGGCCCCUUCCAUUCAGCCUGCGUGUGCUCGCAAGGGCAUGUGCACGUGUGGGGAUUGGACCUACGGCAAGAUGGACUUGAGGUCAGUGAUGGGCCCUGGACUGUGCCAUACUUCGGGCCUGAGAGGCCCGUGGUGGCCCUUUGCUGCGGUGCCCACUUCUUGGUGUGCUCUGCGGAGGUCGUUUUGCCACGGAUGGAGGUCCCAGUGGAAGUGGUCCAGGAGGAGCUCUUGCUGGGCUGCUGUGAGGAGAGCGCCGACGGGAAUCGAAGAUCUUCGAUCUCGUGGAGGCCAUCCCACCUGCCGCCGAAAUGCAAGGAGGAGUCGGAGCACCACCGCAGCCUGGUCCGUGAGUUGGAGCGAAGCGUACAACGGCGUCUCCUCCAAGAGCAGCGCGAGGAGCAGCUGCGGCGUGAGCGUGAGGAGCGGCGGGAACGGCGGCUGCAGGAGCAUACAGAGAUGUGGCUUCAGUUUUUGCCAAGCUUCGUACCGGGUUCCACCAUUGGUCCGCAAAUGCAGCGGCUCUGGCGUCAGGGCUUACCUCCCAAGGUCCGCGAGGUCGUGUGGCCGCUGGCCAUUGGCAAUGUGCUUCGGAUCACUCCAGAGCUUUUUGAGAUCUACAGUCGUGGCAAGGAGCAAAGUACAACCUGCAUCGCCUUUGAUUUGCCUCGGACCUUCCCAACCUUGGCAUUCUUCGAUGAGGCGAAGAGCUGCAUUUUGACAUCUCAGAGAAGGAAGUAA
Messenger RNA from Durusdinium trenchii, 1593 nucleotides. The record is from the annotation of a GenBank genome assembly. NCBI's taxonomy places the organism in Eukaryota, Dinophyceae, Suessiales, Symbiodiniaceae.